Messenger RNA from Medicago truncatula (barrel medic), 928 nucleotides. RefSeq names its product protein CURVATURE THYLAKOID 1B, chloroplastic. Gene Ontology annotation, cellular component: chloroplast thylakoid membrane; thylakoid. The transcript is spliced from 6 exons. The coding region runs from base 214 to 726 and encodes 170 amino acids. NCBI's taxonomy places the organism in Eukaryota, Viridiplantae, Streptophyta, Magnoliopsida, Fabales, Fabaceae. The record is from RefSeq and is a predicted model, not a curated record.
UAUCCAGAUGCAAAAGAAAGAAAAAAAAAAAAGAGUGGUUCUGCUUCACUUCAAUUUGUAGGAACAGGAUUUCCACAUUCAUUUGCAAAUUAUCAAAGCACAAUUGAGACUAAUACAUUAGAAACAAAAGAAACAUAUUAAUAACUUAAGCUAUAUUUUAACUGGGAAAAAAAAAUAUAUUUUAGUUUGAAAAGUGUUCAAUAAUUAUUAACAAUGGCCUUAAUCUCAUCUUCUCUCACUAUAUCCUUUUCAUCUAACCACUUUGAUUGCAAGGCUUCUUUUCAAUCAUCAACUUCUUCUCCACAGUGUGUGAGCCUUUCCUCACUUCCAUCACUCCCUUUGUUGUCUCAGAAUCAUGCACUGAAGACCACUCAUCAUCGAAAGAUUGCUCGUGAUGUUAUGGUAAUGGCAACAGGAGAUGCACCAACAGAAGUUGACUCAACUGAACUACCUGAGUUUGUUAAGAAUCUUCAAGAAGCUUGGGACAAAUAUGAUGAUAGAUAUGCAGUGAGUUCAUUGGUUGUAGCUAGUGUAUUUGCACUAUGGAGCUUAACUGGUUUGAUCUCGGCAAUUGAUAGGCUUCCUUUGAUUCCUGGAGUUCUUGAGUUAAUAGGAAUUGGUUACACUGGGUGGUUUGCAUACAAGAACGUAGUUUUCAAGCCAGAAAGGGAAGAACUUAUACAGAAAGUAAAGGAAACAAUUACUGCAAUAAUUGGGAGCAAUUAAAAGAAUUGGACAUUCUAAGAUGCUGUUAACAUGAUAGAGUUCUAUCUUGCAGCACUCUAUUGAAGAUUUCAUCAGCAUUCAUUUUGUAGCCAUAAGCUUUUUGACCAAACCUUAUCCCAUGUAAUUUAUUAUUUUCUUGCAAAAUAAUUGUAUCUUCUUAUAAAUAUUAAUCCAAUUUAAAACAAUCUUAUUUUCUCACUCA